UGGCUGUGACAAGCGGAGCGAAGCUAACAGGACUCUUACUGUUUUACGAGACUCAUUAAAGAUUUAAAGCAUGACAGCGGAGUAAAAACAAUCAGUAGAUGUUUUUGUUAAGUUUUAAUUGUUCCCGCUUCUCUUCGGACUCCAACUGACGACAAUGAGCGACGGUUUAGUGGCGCCGGGAUGGCUAGCUAGCAAGCUAGCUAGCUAACGUUACUUGUAAUGUAACGUUGCGUUGAAUGUUUAAAGCUGAGUUAAUGGAAAUAACGUCUUAGAGGAGACGAAGUAGUAAAGAAACUGUCACAUAUAAUAAGGAGCUUUGAAACCCUGCGGGCAGUUUAACUGACAGAAAGGUGAACACCAUUAUGUGACAGUUAAUUACAGUAAACAAAGCGUUUUCCGUGUUAUGUAACAGGAUAAAUCUCCGCGGUUAGUGUUUAUCCUCCCGUGUCUUCAGCACCACCAUCAUGCCUUUCUUGUUCCUGGAGCGGUUCCCCUGGCCCAGUUUACGGACCUACACGGCGCUGAGUGUCGCCCUGCUGGCCGGGACCGUCCUGACCGUCUGCUCCUCCGACUCCCGCCCACAGUCCACCCCGGAGGAGACCCACAGCCACCCGCUGCACAGCUCCAGGAUCGGCCGCUACAUCCGGGUCGGUGGGCAGUACCUGAGUCCAGGGUAUGGAGAUGUGGCUGCAGAUGUCCUGCUGUACCUGCUGACUGACAGCGUCUUUGUUUGGGUGAUGGUGAACACCGCCUGCUGCGUCUUGCUGCUGAUUGCCAAACUCAUCCAGCGUGUUGUGUUCGGGCCGCUCCGUGUCAGUGAGAAACAGCAACUGAAGGACAAAUUCUGGAACUUCAUCUUCUACAAGUUCAUCUUCGUGUUCGGCGUCCUGAACGUCCAGACGGUGGAGGAGGUGGUGAUGUGGUGGCUCUGGUUCGCCGCCCUGGUUUUCCUCCAUCUCCUGGUUCAGCUCUGCAAGGACCGCUUUGAAUAUCUGUCCUUCUCUCCAGCCACUCCUCUGUCCAGCCAUGCGCGGGUGCUGCUGCUGCUGGUGCUGCUGCUGUUGUGCUGCGGCGGUCUGGCGACGCUCUGCAGCCGGCUGGCUCGCAGUCAGGGCCGCCACACCGCCGCCUUCAUGGCUGCUGAGUGCAUGUUGGCGACGGUCAGGACGACACACGUCAUGUUUCGGUACUCCAUUCACCUGUGGGACGUGAACCAGGUGGGCAGCUGGGAGAAUAAAUCCUCCUACGUUUACUACACCGACCUGCUGAUGGAGCUGCUCCUGCUGGGCCUCGACCUGCUGCAUCACAUCCACAUGCUGCUGUUCAGCAACAUCUGGUUGUCCAUGGCGAGUCUGGUCAUCUUCAUGCAGCUUCGCUUCCUCGUCCAGGAGGUUCAGAAGAGAAUCCGCCGCCACCACAACUACCUGCGAGUUCUCCGCAACAUGGAGACCCGGUUUUCCGUGGCGUCCGCAGACGAACUGGCCGCCAACAACGACGACUGUGCGAUCUGCUGGGACGUGAUGAGUACAGCUCGGAAGCUGCCCUGCGGUCACCUCUUCCACAGCUCGUGUCUGCGCUCCUGGCUCGAGCAGGACACAUCAUGUCCAACGUGUCGGAUGUCUCUGAACAUCGGAGACGGAGGUGAAGGUCGCGUGGAGAGGGAGAUCAGGGAGGCCGCGCCCGACAACGUGGCUCCCGGACCCGCAGCCGACGCUCGGCCGCACCUGAACCAGCUCAACCACUUCUUCCACUUUGAUGGUUCUCGUAUCGCCAGCUGGCUGCCCAGUUUCUCAGUGGAAGUUAUGGCCACAACCAACUUCCUGGGCAUCGCACCGACCAACCCGUCUCAGAUCAACACCAUGGCUCAGCAGAUCCAGGAGAUGUUUCCUCAGGUUCCCCUCCAGCUGAUCCUGCAGGACCUGGAGAUCACUCGAUCCCUGGAGGUCACCACCGACAACAUCCUGGAGGGACGAAUCCCGACCGCCGCCCCCCCACCGGCCACGGACCACCCGCUCAUACAGGUGACUCCUCCGCCCGAGGACGAGGGCGGAGCCAGCAGCGGGUCAGAGCAGGAGGAGGACGAUGAUGAGACGGAGGGCGUGGAGGACGAGGAAGAAGGUGAAGAUGAGGCGGAAGAAGAAAAUGAGGUGGUGGAGAAGCAGAUCGCUGCGGAGGACGGCGAGACGGACGAAGGCGGAGUGCAGAAGGUGGAGGUUCGGUUUUGUGCGUCAGUGGAGGAACGACAGAAGCAGCUGCUGCAGAGGAGGGAGGAGCUUCUGCUGCGAGCGCGCAGGGACUAUCUGACCAGGAAGUACAACCCAGGAAACCCAGACGCCUUGGAAAGCGACGCUCUGACCUCCGAUCCCGUGAACCUGCGACGAGAAAUGUUAGCAGCGGCGGCAGAACGGCGGCUGCAGAGACAGUCGGACUUUAGCCACUGAUGCUGACAUCCUGUCUGUGGCUGUGUUUUCAUACCAGAGUUAAUGAAACCACCGGCCCUGCUGGUCUUUGGGGUUUCCCCUGGCUGUUUACAGUAGAAACACCUCCACUGAAGCUAAAGCUAAAAAAAAUGGAUCCACUUUUAUUAAAUGACUUUUCGGGAACCUCCAGGAUAAAACAGUAAAGUCACAUAUUGAAGGAGUGAUGCUGUUCAGACCGUCGUCCAGUAACUACAUGAAACUGAAGACAGGAAGUGUCGGGAUCAGUCGCUCAGAUGGUGAUCGACUGAUUACACAUCACACACUCGCUUCACGGCAACUAAUCACAGCAGCAUGUUCCAGUGUUGUUAAAAUAGAAAGUAUUUGUUUUUACUCAUUGUGAGGACGAAAGUCCAGUUUUAAUGUCUGUAGCUUCAUGUAGCAUCGGGUCCAUCUGGUGGGAGGAGUUACAGGUGGUACUUCUCUAAAACAUCCCGUGGCUGAAUCCACAGGUAAUGUAGCAGCUGAACACGAGAAAUCAAGGUCUGUCAAAUCUGAGAUUAUUAGACAUUAUUAUUAAACAAAGAUUAUUAGACUGAAAUCUGUCUGUAACCAUGCCGUCGUCUCGAACGUUUGCUGAGUCGUCAACGUGAGAAUGUCUCCCUCUCUAACAACCGUCUCAUACGACGUGAACGCAACAUAUUUCAGUUCCUUUAAGAGCCGACUGAACACGACUCUGCAGCACAGAGUAAGAAACAAGUCAAGUACGGAAAUUUGACCCUCAGUGUUUCCUGUUUGAAAUAACGCGUGUAGGAGUAUUUAGCUAAUGGAAGCCAUGUUGGAAAGCAACAGUAAAGUAUUUCUUCAUUCUUCAUUUCUUUCUUCUUGUGGUAUUAAACAGUUUCUAAUGAUACAGGAAGUUGUGGAGUUUCAUUGUUUGUUUCAACAGCUGAUGCUGCAAUGCAUUCUGGUUUAUGUGUCUCUAAGUUGGAUUCAUCCAUUCAAGUGUUUAAAAGAGCGAUACACCGAUUAUUGUCGAAUAUUCAUGGUCCAUCAAUAUCUCCCUGAAGACAAUUUAAACUCCCUGCAGGCGUUUUUAUUUCUUCUUCAUGUUUUUCUUCAUGUUCCUGUAAGAGAAGUGUUCAGAUUGAUACAACAGUAAAUUAUUUGUGUCAUAACAUGUUUCACAGUAUUUAGCUGAUAGAGUUACUGUUCAGUUAUUGCACCAAUGUUCAUGUCGUUUUGUUUUUUAUUUUUUAAAUAUCUUCUACAUUGACAUUUCUUUAAUUUAUAUCUUGUCUCAUCAUAAUUGAAGAAAGUUGAAAAAUACACAGAAUACAGUUUAUACAUGUGUUAUUGGAAAUGUACAAUAUUCAGUAUCAGAAGUGUAGUGUGACUCCCUUCAUCUGCCAUCACAUCAGUUUGUUCUGUGGCUCAAACAGCAAUAAUAAUUUCCAUUUAACAGUUUUAAUGUUUAUUUACGGACAUGUCUGAUGAACAGUGUUAUUUCCUUUUAAUGUUUUCUGAUUUAAAAAUGCCUGAUGUGUAGAAUUUAAGCCUGAAUGAGUCGUGUUAGUUUUUACUUUUCUUCUCAGGCAGUUAAUUUUUUUUUAAUUCUGUUGUGUCUAUGCUGCGUUGCUAGGAUACCUCUGCAUGAAGAGUCAAGUCUGGUCUCAAGUAUCUGUUCAUACUGGUUUGACUGGUUUUGUCUUUUUGCACGUUGGCACCUUCACACAGAGAUUCAGCUCCGUUAGUUUGUUCUUCCUCAUCUGGACUCUUGUUCUUGUUUACAGACUGUGUAAAUACUUUUACAUCUGACAUUUUAGAUUUACAGAUUAUUUGACUGAAAUUUUGUACAGAGAUGUAAAAGUAUAAAGAUUGUUUUUGUAAAUAAAGAUGAUAAUGCUGUCAUGCAAUUUGAGUUUAGGAGCUUGUACCAAUAAAUUUAUGAUCAGAGA
Messenger RNA from Seriola aureovittata, 4375 nucleotides. RefSeq names its product E3 ubiquitin-protein ligase AMFR-like. Gene Ontology annotation, cellular component: endoplasmic reticulum; ubiquitin ligase complex; cytosol. The record is from RefSeq and is a predicted model, not a curated record. Gene Ontology annotation, molecular function: ubiquitin protein ligase activity; ubiquitin binding. The coding region runs from base 465 to 2441 and encodes 658 amino acids. Gene Ontology annotation, biological process: protein K48-linked ubiquitination; ubiquitin-dependent protein catabolic process; endoplasmic reticulum unfolded protein response. NCBI's taxonomy places the organism in Eukaryota, Metazoa, Chordata, Actinopteri, Carangiformes, Carangidae. The transcript is spliced from 13 exons.